This is a messenger RNA of Paramecium pentaurelia, 607 nucleotides long. NCBI's taxonomy places the organism in Eukaryota, Ciliophora, Oligohymenophorea, Peniculida, Parameciidae. The record is from the annotation of a GenBank genome assembly.
UAAUGGUUAAUCUCCGUCUCUAGAAAAGAUUGGCAUCCACAUAGUUGAAAGUAGGUAUUAACAGAGUAUGGUUGGAUCCAAAUGAAGCUAGUGAAAUCAGUUUGGCAAAUUCAAGAAUGUCAAUUAGAAAAUUAAUUAAAGAUGGACUUAUCAUGAGAAGAUUGAGAACAAUUCAUUCAAGAGCCAGAGCAAGAAGAUAUCUUGAAGCCAAAAGAAGAGGUAUUUGAAUUAUAGUACAUUUAUUUAGGCAGACACACUGGUACUGGUAAGAGAAGAGGUACAAGAGAGGCUAGAAUGCCAACUAAAGUAUUAUGGAUUCGUAGAUAAAGAGUUUUAAGAAGAUUAUUAAGAAAAUAUAGAGCUGCCAAAAAGAUUGAUAGAUAAUAGUAACUAAUUUUUAUAAUAUUUUGCUUAGAUAUCAUGAAUUCUAUUUGGCAUCAAAAGGUAAUCAAUAUAAAAACAAGAAAGUGCUUAUUGAAGCAAUUCAUGAAACUAAAUAAGAAAAAGUUAGAGUUGAUAAAAUUGAAAAGGAAUAAAAUGAUAGAAGAGAAAAGAAUAAAGCUUAAAGAGUCAAGAAAACCUAAAACAAAUUAGCAGCUGAAUGAUA